UACCGGCGUUUAAAUCUAACCUAUAAAGCAAGGACAGGAAGCAAUGCUAGUAGUAGCAGUUUGUUCUCGGCGGUAGUCUCAAUCAUUUAUAUAAUUUCAACCUGCACGUUGCAAAAUACUCGAGCUUUAGAGGUCUGCAGAGACAAUCACAUGCAGUCAGUCAAUCUUCACCUCGCUGUACAUACCAACUAGCUACUGUACAUUUGAGCUGAUUUUAACAAACUUUUCCGACGUCGGUGUGUGAUAACAUCUUUUCCAUGAUGAUGCUUUACUCGACGUCGUUCAUGAGUUGGUUGGUUGUUAUGAUUGUUGUCAUUGCUGUCAUAAACGUCGAGGCUCAGUCACAGGGAAACACGUCCAACCAAACUAUUUCAACAAAUUCUACAAUCGAUGGAUAUGAAGGGCGCUUUACUUGCGUCAACAGUAGUCUGACCUUUGACAUUGAUGACGUAUGUGAUGGACAAUACCAGUGCCCGUAUUCAGAUGAUGAAUACAUUUGCGAUAAUGAAUAUUGCAGUUCAGCAGAAUACAUGUGUGACUACGAGGAUUCGUAUGAAUGUAUACCACUGGACUAUGUUUGCGAUGGAUAUGCUGACUGUGAACAGAACGGCAUCGAUGAGAUAUUAUGCGAUCCGCUAGAUUGCGUGCCGUCUUGUCGAUGUUCUGCUUACAGUGUAUCUUGUGAAGGGCGUAACAUUGUUGAUGAUACCAACAUUACAAAAUCAUCAAGAGAUCUAUAUUUUAUUGGGCAAUGGAUCAACGGAACGAAGAUGCCAUUAUCGAUGCCAUUCAACGUGACAACAUACCCGCUUUUACUACGAUUAAGGAUUUACAACACCGGACUAAGGGAACUUCUUCGAGCGGAUUUCCUGACACUGACAGAAAUCAGAAUUAUGAUAUUACAGUACAAUAACAUAUCUCGGAUUGAGGAUCUUAGUUUCAGCAAUUUGAACAAGUUGACCAUGCUGGAUUUGUCUCACAAUGUUAUUAGAUCAUUGUCAAAUGAUACCUUAAUAGGUUUGACUAGUCUGACAACUAUAGACCUGUCAUACAAUAGUAUAACACGGAUUGAGGAUUUCAGUUUCCGUGAUUUGAACAAAUUGACAACACUGUAUUUGUCUCGCAAUGUGAUUGAAUCAUUGUCGAGUGACACAUUUUCCGGUUUGACUAGUCUUACAAAAAUGGAUUUGUCUCACAAUGUUAUUAGAUCAUUGUCAAAUGAUACCUUUAUAGGUUUAACUAGUCUGACAACUAUAGACCUGUCAUACAAUAGUAUAACACGGAUUGAGGAUUUCAGUUUCCGUGAUUUAAACAAAUUGACAUCACUGUAUUUGUCUCGCAAUGUGAUUGAAUCAUUGUCGAGUGACACAUUUUCCGGUUUGACUAGUCUUACAGAAAUAGACCUGAGGUUCAACAGAAUUGCGGUUUUACCAGCGCGCGUUUUCAAAGCUUUUCACUUGGAAGACCUACUUAUUGAUCACGCGGGAAUCAUAGAACUGGAACCGGGAUGCUUUCAAGGAUUGGAGGCCCUUCAAAAUUUGGUACUGUAUAGAAAUAGCAUCACUUCACUGCCGUCUGGAGUAUUUAGAGGACUUGAGAGUAUCAUCUACCUACAUCUUUUUGAUAACAAAAUCUCCAAUAUUGAUGUUGAUGUUUUCAAAGGACUUAAUACUCUGGAGUUUCUUGACCUGACAAAUAAUUCAAUCAUAGAAUUGAGGAAGGGAUUGUUUGAAGAUCAAUCGAAUCUUACCUGGGUGUCUUUCUCUGACAACCCGCUGGAAUACAUCGAACCAGGGACUUUCCAGAAUCUGAGUCGGCUAGAAUAUCUAAACAUGGUGAAUGUCCAACUGACAAAUCUCGAACCAGAUACCUUCAAAGGGAUUACCUCCCUCGAAGGCUUGUCGACUGAUGACUACAGGCUUUGCUGUUUGUUCGACGAGACAGAUCUGUGCACCAUUGCUUCCUCGAACUUUCUGGACUCCUGCUCCCGUCUCAUGCCAAACACAAUCUUAAGGGUAGCACUGUGGGUCAUAGGGUUUGGCGCCCUCAUCGGCAAUACCAUAGUUCUUGUCUUUCGGUGUCGUACCGAUCAUUCAGUCAGCGCAAAGACUCAGGGACUGUUCAUCUCCAACCUUGCCAUAGCGGAUUUUCUGAUGGGAAUCUACAUGCUUAUAAUAUCGUCAGCAGAUGUGUACUAUGGAGAGUAUUUCUACCUCUACGCAGAGCAAUGGCGUGGAUCGGUCACUUGCAAAGUUGCAGGAUUCAUCGCUUUUCUAUCCAGCGAAACGUCCGUAUUCAUACUUGCGAUCAUUACGAUAGAUCGAGUUCUUUGCGUCGUGUUCCCCUUCGGUAAACUGAAGUUUCGGGCUACUUCUGCUCGCGUUGGUGUAGCGCUGAUAUGGGCCAUUGCGUUUGUAGUGAGCAUUGUUCCUUUGAUUGUUAGCUCCUAUAUCAGCGGUUUUUAUGGCCUGUCAGAUGUUUGUGUUGGACUCCCCCUCAAUGUUGAGUCUACAGAGACAGGAGAAUUAGUAUUUAAUAUCGAGAGAAGGGUGUGGGAAUACCUCCAAUAUGAAACGACUAAGCGACCAAGUUGGGUGUACUCGAUCGCCAUCUUUCUCGGUGUGAAUUUCUUGAUCUUCAUCCUCAUUCUGCUCUCCUAUGUCGUCAUAUUCGUUCACGUUCGCAAGUCGGCACGCAGUGUGGCCAAUCCGGCAAGCGGUUCGGUUAGCAGUGACCGCGCCCGGGAAGUGAAGCUGGCAACACGCAUGUCUAUCAUUGUCCUGACGGAUUUCUUUUGCUGGAUGCCGGUGAUCAUCAUGGGUAUCCUUUCGCAAACAGGUGCUGUCACCCUCCCGGUAUCCCUCUACGCAUGGAGCGUUGUCUUUAUCUUGCCUAUCAACGCAACCAUCAAUCCAUAUCUCUAUACCUUCAUUGCAAUAUGUGGUGGUUCAAAGACGAGAUCUACCUCAAACCCUACGCAAAAGACCACGGUGUCUGAAACACGAGCAUGAUGUAGAAGUAUUCAAAGUGAUGGUUUAAAAUCUACCACAAACCCUGCUCUAAAGAUCCGUUCCCUAAAUAACAUAUCUGAGACGCGAACAUGAAGUAGGAAUAUACUAUCUUAAUAUGUCGUCUCAAAGAUGAAUCUACCUUAAACUCUACUUUGAACACCCGUUAUACAUGUACAUGACCACCAUAUCUAAUACACGAGCAUGCUGUAGAGAUGUUCUCCUUAUAACAAAAUAAAUAGAUAAUGGACCGGGGAAA
Strongylocentrotus purpuratus (purple sea urchin) is the source of this 3267-nucleotide messenger RNA. RefSeq names its product relaxin receptor 2. Gene Ontology annotation, cellular component: membrane. NCBI's taxonomy places the organism in Eukaryota, Metazoa, Echinodermata, Echinoidea, Camarodonta, Strongylocentrotidae. The transcript is spliced from 21 exons. The coding region runs from base 258 to 3011 and encodes 917 amino acids. Gene Ontology annotation, molecular function: protein binding; G protein-coupled receptor activity. The record is from RefSeq and is a predicted model, not a curated record. Gene Ontology annotation, biological process: G protein-coupled receptor signaling pathway.